AUGAUAAAAUCAAUCACUAUCCCUCGUAUCAAUGUUGCAUCUCUGAUUGCUGCACCUGUACAAUGGUCUGACAAUUGCCAAGUUGCAAUAAAUGCCCGUACGGGUUUAGUGGUCCUAGAACCUAAGUUACCUAGAGUGUCACAAGAAGUAUUUGGCUCAAAGGGGACACUUCUGUUGAAAGGACUAUUUAAAGUUUCUCACCAAUUAGACUUUGAAAGUUUGAAGGAAGCAGUCGAUGUGUAUAAAAGAGGCCACACAGCUCAUCAAAUGGAGGUUGACAGCACCAGCGGUGACAAUCAUUUGAAACAAAAAUUUGUAUUUGUUGAACCUCUUUUGGUUCAGCAUAAGUGGUCUCCUGUUGAUCCAGUUACUAAGAGAUGCUUUCUAGCUGUUUUGUACAAUACUUAUGAUUUAAUAAUACUUAAGGAUGAUUUUUCUGUUCAUCGGAUGAUCGAAAAUGUCAAGACAUUUGCAUUUAUCAAUUACAGUAUGCUCAGCUAUAUUUCUGACGCUAAAAACUUGGUUCUUAUGUCAUUAGGGGACUAUAACGAAGAACAAGAUGUGUCAUAUGAAUUGGGAGGGGAGGAAGAAUUACAAUCCGAGAUGAAUGGAGAAAUUGUCGAAUUAUCGUGGAAUAAAGAUACUACUUCACUCGCUUUAACCACAUCUCUUAAUGGAGUUUGGUUAGUACAUUUCAGCGAUAGUUUAGAGUUAGAAAGUGGGCCCCAAAGAUUAGUAAAGGAAACAAGAUUCAGUAUUUCCAAAGUCCAGUGGGUCACGUUCGAGAGGGCCGAAUACCUUAUCGUUGCGCAAACCGGAAGGGUUUCAAUUUGGCUGCUAGAGAAACAGCAAACUGUAACUACGUCUUUUCAAAAUUAUGAGGCAAUUGCCGGGGUUUACUUUGAGUCAAAAAAUGAUGAUAUAAUAUUGAAUGUUGCAUUCGAUAAUGGGCUGAUUGAAUGCUUUACUUACACCGAGCAGCUGUUACUACCAAUUACACCAGACAAGAGCAAUGCUAUAGUAAAGCUUGUUAGCAAAUCGCUUUAUAAACAUCAAUUACUUUCAAAAUUAGAUACAAGUACGGGUGGAAAGGAAGAUUCUGUUGAAGGUCAGUUCAUUAAUGUGUCAACAAAUGUUAUAUUUGGCGGUCUUUUAUCAGUUGCGUACAAGAUAGUACCUAAAGGUGUCAUAAAUUAUACCAUUACUUCCAAGGAUUGUAUGGAAUUAGCAUUAGUACGAAUUAGACCUCUUGAAAAAGAUAUACCGGGCACAACAACCAUAGCACAAUUAAUACGCUUUUGGUUUGACAAAAGUGCCGACUUUCCCAAAUUUCCUAAUGAAGUUGAAGAAUUGGAUGGAUUUGUUGAAGCAAUUGGUAAUAUUAAACAGGAGAUGAUAGGGGUGAAACCAGAAAUUGAUUUGGAUUACCUAGGAAGUACGCCAAGCCAACAUAGUGGGUUGAAUAAAUUACAGCUUCAAUUUAAUUUCAACUAUAGUAUAAUCACAAGUGUACAAAAGUGGCUGCGAGAACCAGUUAUUUCAGAUAUUGUUUCAAAAUGGACAACAGAAAACUUGGAAAUAGUGACGGCAAUUAGAAAAUGGCUUAAUAGCCAUAUCCUUGAUAUGGUAACGAUGGAUAAAUUAAAUGAUGAAUAUGAUCAAUACAUUGUACAGAGUAUUUCAUCUACCCUGGGACAGCCAGUGACCAUUUCAGUUUCAAAUCAGUUUUUCACAGAGACUUUCACUGCUAAUUGCCUUUCACCCGAUACCAUAGCACUGGAAAGUGGACAUUUGUGGCCACGGUGUCAAUUAACACAAUUGCCAAUAUUGGAAAUGGAAAGCAAGACGGACGAAUUGGAAAUCAAUCACUACGGAGUCUACGACAGAAUUACCUCUAGGUCAUUAAUUUUGCGACAAUUAUUGAGUGAGAUCCAAUUCUGUUUAUUCACAGGAAACAGGCUUCUGUUAGAGGGUAAAUAG
Messenger RNA from Lizanozyma spartinae, 1980 nucleotides. RefSeq lists its product as uncharacterized. Lineage: Eukaryota; Fungi; Ascomycota; Pichiomycetes; Serinales; Debaryomycetaceae. The transcript has a single exon. The coding region runs from base 1 to 1980 and encodes 659 amino acids. The record is from RefSeq and is a predicted model, not a curated record.